Penicillium longicatenatum is the source of this 903-nucleotide messenger RNA. RefSeq names its product RTA1 domain-containing protein. Lineage: Eukaryota; Fungi; Ascomycota; Eurotiomycetes; Eurotiales; Aspergillaceae. The annotation marks the transcript as partial. The record is from RefSeq and is a predicted model, not a curated record. Gene Ontology annotation, cellular component: membrane. The transcript has 3 exons.
UCGUCUACCAUGUCUUCCACCAGUAGUGAUGGCGGAAUCGAUUUCGCUCUUUAUCGGUAUACACCAUCCAUCCCAGCAGCCGCAAUAUUUGCUGGAAUUUUCCUUAUUCUUUCUAUCCUUCACUUGGUUCGACUGAUUCAAAAUCGCACCUACUUCUUCAUCCCCUUCAUUGUGGGCUUGUUAUUUGAAUGCGCCGGUUAUAUUGCUCGCAUCUUCUCUCACUUUGAUACAAUGGCGCUUGGGCCAUACAUCGUUCAAACCAUGCUCAUUCUGGUCGCUCCCCCACUUUUCGCUGCUUCUAUAUACAUGACACUCGGUCGGAUUGUGGUCAACCUCGGCGCCGAAGACCAAUCUAUCGUUCCCGUUCGCUUUCUUACGAAAAUAUUUGUUAUCGGCGAUGUAAUAUCUUUUCUUUUGCAAUGUGGAGGUGGUGGCUAUAUGGCAGCUGGAUCAACCUCCGCUAUGAACACUGGAGCCAACAUUGUCGUUGGGGGCCUAGUGGUUCAGCUGCUCUUCUUUGGAUUCUUCGUUAUCGUCUCCGCCGUGUUCCACUGGCGUCUCAGGAAGCAGCCACGGUACAUCCAUGUCUCAAGCGCACAGUCGAAUGGCCCCGAAACACGUAUGACAUGGGAGGCUGUGAUGUGGGUGCUUUAUAUCGCAUGUCUUCUCAUUCUAGUGCGAUCGGUAUUUCGAGUCGUCGAGUUUGUUGAAGGGAACAAUGGAUUCAUUAUGCGAAGAGAGUAUCUCUUGUAUAUUUUUGACGCGUGUCUCAUGUCGUUAACUGGCAUAGUGUUGAUCAUUGUUUAUCCAGGUUGCUUCAUAGCCCAGGGUAGGAAGAGAGAUAGCGAGCUUCAACUUGUGGCGACGGAGGAAGGAUCUGUACACAGGGGACCCUUGCCCUAG